This is a messenger RNA of Arabidopsis lyrata subsp. lyrata, 937 nucleotides long. RefSeq names its product DNA repair RAD52-like protein 1, mitochondrial. Bases 157 to 687 code for a protein of 176 amino acids. Gene Ontology annotation, biological process: double-strand break repair via homologous recombination. Lineage: Eukaryota; Viridiplantae; Streptophyta; Magnoliopsida; Brassicales; Brassicaceae. The record is from RefSeq and is a predicted model, not a curated record. Gene Ontology annotation, molecular function: DNA binding. The transcript is spliced from 4 exons.
AGACACAUCACGACAUCUUAACAAAUCCAAAAAUUCUUAGUAUUUUUCUCUGUUUUGCUUUAAUUUUAGUUAUUUUAUUCUUAAGAUUUUUGUUAAGAUCUUCUUAAGAUACACCAAAGGAGCGGCGACCUUUAAGAAUUUUGACCGGCGAUUGUAAUGGCGGGGUUAGGGUUACGGCUAAAGGCGGCGAAAUGGAUGUUGAGGAGCGGAGCAGCUACUGUAUCGAGGGGAUGGUCGUCGGAGAUGGGGAAGGGUGUUCGUCGCUUCUCUACUGAAACAGAGAACGAUGUUCCAACUUCAGGAAUCAGUAGACCACUCGCUGAGAUUCUCAAGGAGCUUAACAAAAAGGUUCCAGAUUCCGUCAUCCGAACUCGAGUUGAAGAUGGUUUCUCCAUGAAAUACAUCCCAUGGCACAUUGUUAAUCGGAUCAUGAAUAUGCAUGCUCCAGAAUGGUCAGGAGAAGUUCGAAGUGUCACUUACUCUCCUGAUGGUAAAACUGUCACUGUGGCUUAUCGUGUGACUCUCUACGGCACUGAUGCUGAGAUAUUUAGGGAAUCAACAGGGACCACUUCUGUAGAUGACAAAGGCUAUGGUGAUGCUGUGCAAAAGGCGGAAGCAAUGGCAUUUCGCCGUGCCUGUGCAAGAUUUGGAUUGGGGCUUCAUCUUUAUCACGAGGAUGCUUUGUAAAGGGUCAUCUUUCAACCAUGGGAAAGUAUAUUUUUUGGUGUUCUCACUGCCUAGUAGUAGUAGUCGUUGAAGGCAAACUCAGGGAAGCUUAAGUUUUUAGUAUCUAAGAUCUGAUCUACUGAUGAUAUUGAUCGCUUUAUGAUUUGAAAUCGGUUACUGAAAUGACCCUCAAGAGGACUCUUUGUUGCAUAGUUCUGUAACUUAACUUCAAGUUUCAACUUUUACCAGUAAGAGUAUCAGUUUGCAGCAA